AUGAGCUCCGGGAAGCAUGAUUUUGAGGAUGAGCCGCCAUCAUCGGAGCGAGCAAAGAAAAGAGCGAGAUACACUCAAAUCGCUUGCAACGAAUGUAAGCGGCGUAAGCUAAAAUGCAGCGGUGGGACAAUUUGUACGCGAUGUGACCGAGAUGGGGCUUCCUGUGUCUACGCCAAUAACCGCGUAUCGGCUCAUCCGGGUGAGUUUAAGGAUUCACGAGUGGGCCCGCGAUUCCAUGCCGUGGAUCAACAGCUGGAGAGUCUACAGCGGCAAAUACAACUGUUGUCGAGUCGUUUGAUCAAGCUCGAGUCUUCCAGUCCUCAAUCGGCAGCCACGCCAAAGAGUUCGGAACAGAGUGGCUUACAUCGGAUCUUAAAUGCCCCCAAAUCGCCACAUUAUAUCGGCCCUACCAGUGCGGAAUUUGGUUUGAAUCGACCGCAGAAUGCCUCUGUCGAAGAUACGCAGCACCAGGACGAGGAUAUGGGUAUUUCAGAUACACCAAGUCCCGUGGCAUCGGGAGGGGAAGAUUCUCUGCCAGUGGUCUCCACUGGAGAUCCACUAAGCCUGAGCCUUGAGGAUACCUUAAAUUUGGUCCAGGUCUACGAGGAUAGUGUUGGAAUAAUGUAUCCUUGUGUCGACCUGGAUAGCUGCAUCAGAAGCCUUGGCGCAGGAUGCACCAGAUCAGGAUUGGUUUACAGCCCGAGAUAUUCAAGUCUUGAAAAUAAUCCUUGCCACCGCUCUUUUGGCCGAGUCUCACGGCGGAGUGAGUUCGCUGCCCAACUAGCGGAUAGUGUGGAAGAUCGAUUUUCGGGCCGAUUCAGGGUUGCAGAGGUGGAUAUGAAAGAAAUUCUUAUAAUGACUUUACUGUCCAUUUUUCAUUCAUAUCGCGAUGAUGAAGUCAUCGCAUGGCGAUUUAUACGAUCUGCAUCUAGUGCAGCAAUGGAGCUAGGCUUACAUCGUCAGGAUACCUGGCAGAGGACGGGAGGCGUAUUCCCGGGCGAGGUUGCUUGGACUUGGGCCAGAAGACUGUUUUGGUGCAUCUAUGUACUCGACCGCAAAUGGUCUUUUGGCACUGGGCUUCCAUUUGGUAUUCAAGACAUUGAUAUUGAUACCAACCUGCCCGAGCCUGGCGAUUCUACCCCUUAUCUUGCUUGUAUGAUAUCUCAUGCUCGGCUAAGCACAAAGAUCUGGGGGCUUAUCAUGGAUUGGCCGAAUCGCUCACGGGUGGCCACCUCCGACCAGUGCGCGUACCUAGACACGCAAGUGCAGCAGUGGAUCUGGUCUAUCCCAAGCGAGCUAAGAUUCGAUCCGAACCAGACACCGAAUUCUAUAACUGCACCAGAAAAGUCGGAGCACCACGAGCGCCUCAUGAUGCUCCAGGUACUACUUGCCCUGCAGGGCAAUCAGCUACGGAUCCUGGUGUAUCGACAAAAUCUGCUCAGCAGUGAACACAUCAUGGAAGAUCCCCAAGGCGCAUCCACGGCGGUGGAAACAGCAAAGCGAACUAUCCACAUGCUUGAACAUUUCAGUGGAGUAUCGCAUAUUUACUUCCAGCGUCCAGAACCGUUCAAUUACUUCCUGAUAUCAGCCCUAGCAGCCCUUUUUCUGGCAGUUAUUCAUGCGCCGAAUACAUUUCGUCACGUCUGUCGGCCAGAAUUCUAUACAGCGACGGAGCUCGUGCGCCGCUCUGCCACUCGAGCCCAGACAUCAAGACGCCUGCAGAAGAUUAUUCGCAGUUUGAAACAAAUAAAACUGCACAAGAGCAAUCCGAAGCGUGAAACAACCGGAAUUCGACAGCCUAUAUCGAGCCAGAAACAUGGCGGAGGGAAUAAAAAUUCCGAUCAGAAUCAUCUCACAAAAUCACAACCUUCAACACCCGGAGCUCAGAAUAUGUGGAAUUUGACGUCGGCAUCGCCGGCUUCACAGAAUCCCCUUGCGUCGCAUCAACCCUAUGAUAUGUCGAAUUCGUUCUGGGCAACGGGCUCAAAUGUUGUUUCAGGAACCGAGCCGAACAUGUGCGAGGACUUGAGUAGUUUCUUUGAAACUGCUGGAGACCUUUAUUUUGACCCCCAGGCCUUUGAUCUCCCUGGUGACGUGGAUAUGGGGUUUUUUGCCCCGACGGGGUUGCCUCCGCCCAAUGCUUUAGAUAUAUUCGAAGCCGACAACGAGGCUUUGACACGUGUAAUGGCUGACUUGCUUUGA
Molecule: messenger RNA, 2202 nt
Organism: Penicillium cosmopolitanum
Lineage: Eukaryota; Fungi; Ascomycota; Eurotiomycetes; Eurotiales; Aspergillaceae
Exons: 5
Coding region: 1-2202 (733 amino acids)
Biological process (GO): DNA-templated transcription; positive regulation of transcription from RNA polymerase II promoter by galactose
Cellular component (GO): nucleus
Molecular function (GO): RNA polymerase II cis-regulatory region sequence-specific DNA binding; zinc ion binding; DNA-binding transcription factor activity, RNA polymerase II-specific
Source: RefSeq, a predicted model, not a curated record